Messenger RNA from Oryza sativa Japonica Group (Japanese rice), 2229 nucleotides. Lineage: Eukaryota; Viridiplantae; Streptophyta; Magnoliopsida; Poales; Poaceae. The record is from RefSeq and is a predicted model, not a curated record.
CUCGCUUUCCGCAAACGUGGACGCGAACCCGUCGUGAAGCCUCCUCCUCCUCAUCCAAUCCACCUCCCCCCUCUCUUUCCCAAUCCCCACUGCUGCUUCCGUCCGCUUCCGAUUCCAAGUUUCCAACUCCCUCCAUUGCUCGCCUCGCCGCGCCGCGCGCUACCUAAACCCCGCGGCGAGGCUUUAGGGUAGAUGCGAGAGGAGGCCGCGUGGACGGCGGCGCGCAUCAUCAGCGCGUGAUGGGGAACACGUGCGGCGUCACGCUUAGAUCCAAGUACUUCGCCAGCUUCCGCGGCGCGUCGCAGCGGCAUGAUGAGGCGGGGUACGCGCCCGUCGCCACCAGCGCCGCCGCCGCCGCCGCCGCCGAUGAGCCGGCCGGGAAGAAGGCCCCGCGCGGUUCUGCGGCGGCGGCGGACGCGCCGCACGCCGCGUCCAUGAAGCGCGGGGCGCCCGCGCCCGCGGAGCUGACGGCCAACGUGCUCGGGCACCCGACCCCGAGCCUGAGCGAGCACUACGCGCUCGGGCGCAAGCUCGGGCAGGGGCAGUUCGGCACCACCUACCUCUGCACCGACCUCGCCACCGGGGUGGACUACGCCUGCAAGUCCAUAGCCAAGCGGAAGCUCAUCACCAAGGAGGACGUCGAGGACGUCCGCCGCGAGAUCCAGAUCAUGCACCACCUCGCGGGCCACCGGAACGUCGUCGCCAUCAAGGGCGCCUACGAGGACCCGCAGUACGUUCACAUUGUGAUGGAGCUCUGCGCCGGGGGCGAGCUGUUCGACCGCAUCAUCGAGCGCGGGCAAUUCAGCGAGCGCAAAGCGGCCGAGCUCACGCGAAUCAUCGUUGGUGUCAUCGAGGCGUGCCACUCGCUCGGGGUUAUCCAUAGGGAUCUCAAGCCCGAGAACUUCUUGCUGGCGAAUAAAGACGACGAUUUGUCGCUCAAGGCCAUCGAUUUCGGCUUGUCUGUGUUCUUCAAGCCUGGUCAAGUUUUUACUGAUGUUGUUGGAAGCCCAUACUACGUGGCCCCAGAAGUGUUGCGUAAAUGCUACGGACCAGAAGCUGAUGUUUGGACAGCUGGUGUGAUUCUUUACAUACUAUUAAGUGGUGUACCGCCAUUUUGGGCAGAGACGCAGCAAGGGAUAUUUGAUGCAGUGUUAAAAGGUGUAAUUGAUUUUGAUUCCGAUCCCUGGCCUGUGAUUUCUGAUAGUGCAAAGGAUCUUAUAAGAAGAAUGUUGAAUCCUCGCCCCAAGGAGCGCCUAACAGCUCAUGAAGUUUUAUGUCAUCCGUGGAUUUGUGACCAUGGAGUCGCUCCUGAUCGACCUCUUGAUCCUGCUGUACUUUCUCGCAUUAAGCAGUUUUCAGCAAUGAAUAAGUUAAAGAAGAUGGCUUUGCGAGUAAUUGCUGAAAGCCUUUCAGAGGAGGAGAUUGCAGGAUUGAAGGAAAUGUUCAAGGCAAUGGACACAGAUAAUAGUGGUGCAAUUACAUAUGAUGAACUCAAAGAAGGCAUGAGAAAAUAUGGCUCAACACUAAAGGAUACUGAGAUUCGUGAUCUUAUGGAGGCGGCGGAUGUGGACAACAGUGGAACCAUUGAUUAUAUAGAAUUCAUUGCUGCUACUCUGCAUCUCAAUAAACUAGAGCGAGAGGAACAUCUAGUGGCAGCCUUUUCUUAUUUCGACAAAGAUGGCAGUGGUUAUAUUACGGUGGAUGAGCUUCAGCAAGCUUGCAAAGAGCAUAACAUGCCAGAUGCUUUUCUCGAUGACGUCAUUAAAGAAGCUGAUCAGGAUAAUGAUGGUCGCAUUGACUACGGGGAAUUCGUUGCCAUGAUGACAAAGGGCAAUAUGGGUGUUGGGAGGAGAACAAUGAGAAACAGCUUGAAUAUAAGCAUGAGAUGAGACGCACCUGGUGCACUAUGAAGUCUGAACGUCCACAGUGCAGCUUUGAAACUUCUUCAAUCUCCAUGCUCUAUACGGACACUGCCUGCAAUUUUUGUACGCUGUCAGUUGUAGCCUUGUAGGUGUGGGUAUGUGUUUCAGGUUCAGGGGAUUCUAAUUGUUCAUCUAAUUCAACAGUCGGUAUGUGUUUCAGGUUCAGGGAAUUCUAAUUGUUCAUCUAAUUCAACUGCUCCUGUUAUUUCUACGAAAUGCACGGGGUGGGAAAGUGCCCAUGCCAUGCGCAAACUAGGCUACAAUGUUCAUAUACGUUGCCACAGGGCCUAAUUUCUGCAGUUCGUCA